Messenger RNA from Solenopsis invicta (red fire ant), 1993 nucleotides. Its product is annotated as solute carrier family 35 member E2A. Gene Ontology annotation, cellular component: Golgi apparatus. The coding region runs from base 371 to 1486 and encodes 371 amino acids. NCBI's taxonomy places the organism in Eukaryota, Metazoa, Arthropoda, Insecta, Hymenoptera, Formicidae. The transcript is spliced from 5 exons. The record is from RefSeq and is a predicted model, not a curated record. Gene Ontology annotation, molecular function: antiporter activity.
GACUUGCAUGUACACAUAGGUGGGCCUAGUGACAAGUUGGUAGGUAAAACGAAAGAGUAAUACUGCACCUUGAGAGGGAUAGGUAGGUACUCGUAAAAAAAAGCAAAUGAAGAGACGAUUGUCAUGCGAGGACGGAGACAACGGCGAAUACCGGUCAACCGGUUUGGCCGAUUAUCAACGUUGAGGAACUACGGCGCGAUCUGAAUGAUCUAAUCGGCGUGCACCGUCACCUAACCUAACCUAACCCGCGAGAGCGCCAAGGGCGGAAAGAGUUUCUCCAGUUAGCGUGAAAAAUGUGAUUUCUAGCGCCUUGCAACGCGCGCGAGUCUCGCGUUUACGCGAGAAAAGAUCGGAGAGGAAGGGAGCGCAGAUGAAAGAAAUGGAGAACUACUCCGUGCGUAUUAAUUAUCCGCAGACUGCCCGUGGGGACGUCGACGAAUCGCCGGCGACCCACGACGCCCAGCCGAAGCAGCACGCGGAUCACAUCAGGAAGAGGGAGGACGUGAUCGUCCUGACGAGCGACACGAAGGGCGGUCUGUUUAAUCCUCGAGCCCUCCUUUUUCUCAUCCUGUGGUACGUCUUCAGCGGAUGCACUCUGUUUCUAAACAAAUACAUACUGUCCUAUAUGGAGGGUGAUCCUACUAUUCUGGGUGCUUGUCAAAUGUUGAUGACCGCAAUAUGUGGAUUAAUACAAAUGUAUUUUCCCUGUGGUAUGUACAAAGCUAGCCCAAGAUUGAUGAGACCACCAGGUUUUUACAAGCACAUGACACUGGUAGGCUGUACAAGGUUUGCCACCGUAGUCUUAGGUCUAGUAUCAUUAAAUUAUGUAGCUGUAAGUUUCACAGAAACCAUAAAGAGUAGUGCACCUCUUUUCACCGUCCUCAUCAGCAGGUAUUUAUUAGGGGAACAUACAGGAUUAUAUGUAAAUCUAUCUUUAAUACCUGUAAUGGGUGGAUUGGCACUGUGUUCCAUCAAUGAAAUUAGUUUUGAUCUUAGAGGAUUCAUUGCUGCUAUGGCCACAAACGUAACUGAGUGCUUGCAGAAUGUUUACUCAAAGAUGUUGAUCAGUGGUGACAAUUUCAAAUAUACACCAGCAGAAUUACAAUUUUAUACCAGUCUGGCGUCAAUUGUGGUACAAAUACCGGUAUCAAUAUUGUUAGUUGAUCUACCUACUUUGGAGCAUUCCCUGAGUUUUAAAUUAUUCGCAGCAUUCCUUCUCAACGGAGUAUUCUUCCAUUUUCAAAGUAUUACCGCUUAUGUACUUAUGGACUAUAUCAGUCCUGUGACACAUAGUGUUGCUAAUACUGCAAAGAGAGCCUUCCUAAUAUGGCUUUCAGUUCUAUUGUUUAACAAUCCUGUGACGGGAUUAUCGGCGCUCGGCACUUCCUCGGUCAUAGUGGGAGUAUUGCUGUAUAAUCGGGCGCAGGAGUACGACAGGAUAAAUAGAACAAAGUUACGAUAUUCGUCGAAGAUCAAUUUGCAAUAGGACAAUUUUUUAAUCUAUGAAGAUUCAUAUGUGUAUGGGAGAGGAAACAUGCCACACUGCACCAAAAUUAUUGCAUUGGUAGAGUACAAACGAUACCCAGUUUUUAUACAACAGUAUUCUACGGAAGCAACGGAACGCAGAAAAGUAACAUAUUUGUAGGAUUAAGACAAAGUGUGCAAUCCAUGGAAAUUACAUUUGUUGAAUUUAGUGAUUGCCAGUGAACUUUUGUGACCUGUUACAAAUAAUUAGCUUUUCCUUGUUCGCAGUUUGUAAUAUAUAACAUUAUUACUGUAAAAUGUAAUUUUAUAUUGUUUCUGAAUUUUGAGAAUAGAUCUAUUUGCACGUUCAGAAAUGUCUGACAAGUAUAUGUAAAAAAAAAAAAGACGAGUGAUCACAUGUGUCAAAAAGUAUCUGAUAAUUGUAUUAUACAAGUGUUCCUAAUGUAAAUGUGAGAACUGUGGAAUGUAUAAAAGAGUUUUAUAAAAAUAAAAUUUCUUUAUAUACCUA